Messenger RNA from Centropristis striata (black sea bass), 2944 nucleotides. Its product is annotated as inactive all-trans-retinol 13,14-reductase. Gene Ontology annotation, molecular function: oxidoreductase activity. The record is from RefSeq and is a predicted model, not a curated record. The coding region runs from base 1 to 1842 and encodes 613 amino acids. NCBI's taxonomy places the organism in Eukaryota, Metazoa, Chordata, Actinopteri, Perciformes, Serranidae. The transcript is spliced from 11 exons.
AUGUGGCUCUUAAUUUUCUUAGUCUGGCUGGUGAUUUGGCUUGGGGGCAGUUACUGGUACCUGUUUGGGAAGCCGAGUCCGUUCUCCCUGGAGUCUGUGAGGCCGCCCGGACCUCGAGAGUUUAACCAGAAGAAGAGAGACAAAGUCAUCAAGCAAGGUUUCACGCUGGAGAAGGUGCCCCGGAACCUGGAUGUCAUAGUGAUCGGCAGCGGGAUCGGCGGGCUGACGGCUGCAGCCACGCUGGCCAAAGCCGGCAAGAGAGUCCUGGUGCUGGAGCAGCAUGACCAGGCCGGAGGCUGCUGCCACACCUACAUCGAGAAAGGCUUCGAGUUUGAUGUCGGGCUGCACUACAUCGGUCAGGUCCAUGAGAACAGCCUGCUGCGGAUCGCCUUCGACCAGAUCUCUGAGGGUCAGCUGGAGUUCCAGGAGCUCAACCAGCACUUCGACACCAUCCAGAUCGGCCUGGGCGACGAGAAGCGAGAGUACACUAUCUUCUCUGGUAAAACGGAGAUGAAAGCUCAUCUGCAGAAGCAAUUCCCCGAUGACACAGAGGCCAUCGAGACCUUUUUCAAGAUAAUGAAGGUCUCAGCGAAGAAGACUCACUACCUGGCGACUCUGAAGCUGAUCCCACAGUGGGUGUCUCUGUUCCUGCUCAAGUCCGGCAUCGGGAACCUCGUCACGUCGGUGUUCCGCCUCUCUGGCACGUGUGCAACAGAUCUGGUGAACACACUGACCAGCAACAAGGAUCUGCAUAUCAUCUUCUCUUAUCUCUUCUAUGGCGUGCCUCCGAAGGACUCCAGUAUCCUCAUCAACUCCCUACUGAUCCAUCACUAUAAACGAGGAGCUUACUACCCCAAAGGUGGAGCCAGUGAGAUCGCCUUCCACAUCAUCCGCACCAUCCAGAAGUACGGAGGAAACUGCCUGGUCAGAGCUCCCGUCUCCGGGAUCCUGGUCAACGAGAAAGGAGCCGCUUAUGGUGUGAAGGUGAGGAAAGGUCAGGAGGAGGUGGAGGUUCAUGCACCUGUGGUGGUUUCAAACUGUGGCAUCUUCACCACCUUCCAGAAACUUCUGCCGCCUGAGAUCCAAGUCAAGACAGACGUUCAGGAGAGGCUGAACAUGAUGAAACACGGCAGAGGAUCCUUCCUGGUCUUCUCUGGCUUCGAUGGCACUGAGGAGGAGCUCGGCCUCGAGUCCACAAACUUCUGGCUGUUCAAAAACAACGACAUGGACAAAUCGAUGGAAGAUUUCUUUGCACUGAGCAAAGAUGAAGCACCAGAUAAUAUCCCCAUGAUGUUCAUCACCAUGCCAUCAGCCAAAGACCCAGAAGCCAAACUAAGACACCCUGGUAAAUCUUGCAUGACGAUACUGACAAUGGUGAAGUACGAGUGGUUCGAGGAGUGGACGGACACUUCGGUGCGCAAGAGGGGCGACGAAUACUACAACUACAAGAUGAGAUUUGCUAAGAACCUCUUCGACUGGGCCUGCACUCUGUUCCCUAAAAUCAAAGACAAGUUGGUGUUCCAGGACGUGGCGACCCCGCUGACCAACAUGCACUACCUGGGCUCCCAGCGCGGAGCCAUGUACUCCGCUGAGCACAACCUGGACCGGUUCCAGGCCGAGGCUGUGGCCAGGAACAGGUGCAACACCCCUGUCAAGAACCUCUACAUGUCAGGUCAGGACGUGUUCAGCUGUGGGAUAGCCGGCGCUCUGCACGGCGGCCUCCUCUGCGCCUCGGCCGUGUUGGACCACAUCGUCUACAUCGACCUGCUCUUCCUCAAGAAGAAGCUGAAGAAGAGGAAAGCCAGAGAGCUGGCCCAGCUGGCCCUGAAGAAGCUGCAGUGAGAGGAGAAGAGCACUCUCUACUUCCCCUGCAGGACAACAGUGGAACUGCACAUACCAGGAGCAGGAGGACCCUCUCAUGAUGACAACAUGGUCCCACAUCUAUUUUAUAAAGCGUGCACAUGCUGAUGCUAAUCCAGAUUAAUCUUGUGUUCCUCGUGGAUCAUUCGGUCUCUGCCAUCAUACGAGACGGACCAGUUUGAAUCGACUACAGUACAUAGAUUACUGGUUCACUCAUAAAAAGUCUGUAUUUUUGCAUUAUAUUUUUGGGCUUUUUGAUGAGGUUGUUCUCUUUGCUUGACAUUGGUGCACUGGAGUCAUAAUCUGCCACAGACUGAAGGGUCGUCCACACCAAGAACGCCAACUAUCGUUACAAAUACCAAACAGUUAUAAUUUAUUGCAUCCCAGAUGUUCUUCUUCUGCAUACAUUCUGUAUAAUUUUUUAUUUUUUUUAACCAAACGGGAGUUAUAUUUGUGGUGUGCACCAUUCACUUGAGUUAAAAUAAUCUUAAAGAAAACAUAUCUUUAGCUAUCUUUAUUUAUGGUUAUCGUUGUUGGUGUGGGAGUCCCUUUAGAGAAGAUUUUGGCAACAAUUUAUAAUAAUUUAUUUAAGUGGAAGGCCCCAAAUAGAGCAUCUGAUCCUUCUCAAUGCUCAUAAUGGACAAUAUUCUGACUGGAAUAAACUGUAGCUUAAUGGUUUGUUUUCUAUUUAUUCGAAUAUCUUUAAAAUUGUACAAAAUUCUAAUAAGCCUGCAGUGCUUUUCUUAUUGUGACUGAGUGCACAAAAAGAUCACGAAUAUACUUAUAAUUUUAUUGUAAAUGUAAAAUUAUGUUACUCAAUUUCUAUAUUUAACCUAUAUUGCAAUCAUCACAGUGGCUGUAUCAGGGAACUCAUUCACUUCACCUCAACAAAUACUUAUACUUAAUUAUUAUUUGUAAUGUUGCAUUAUACUGCACCAACUGUAUUGAUUUUUACAGCCUGUUUGUGAUGUACAGAAUGUACAGAUUGUUUUUCUUGAUGUAGAGUUUCACAGCUCGGUUUGUUUGUGUAUUACGUGAAAAAUGCAUAUUUGUAUUUUUGGCUGGACAUGUCCAAUAAACUCGA